Messenger RNA from Arvicola amphibius (Eurasian water vole), 10018 nucleotides. It is a transcript of the gene Tnrc6c, whose product is annotated as trinucleotide repeat containing adaptor 6C. Gene Ontology annotation, molecular function: RNA binding; protein binding. Gene Ontology annotation, cellular component: P-body; nucleoplasm. Lineage: Eukaryota; Metazoa; Chordata; Mammalia; Rodentia; Cricetidae. Gene Ontology annotation, biological process: positive regulation of nuclear-transcribed mRNA poly(A) tail shortening; miRNA-mediated post-transcriptional gene silencing. Bases 107 to 5827 code for a protein of 1906 amino acids. The record is from RefSeq and is a predicted model, not a curated record. The transcript has 22 exons.
AGCGACCUCGCCACCGCCGGGCCCGCGCCGCCGGAGCCCCGCGGAGCCGCCGCCGGGGACGGAGCCCAGGGUAAAAGAACAGGAAACACGAGAAGAGGAACGUUUGAUGGAAGAAAAGAAAAAGAAAAAGCAGGAAGACAAGAAAAAGAAGGAAGGUGCUCAGAAAAAGGCUGCUGAUCAAAAAACCAAAGUGCCAGAACUUACUAAGAGCUGUUCAAGCCAGCCCCAACCUGCCGGUACAAGUACCAGUACUUCCACCAGCACUGUCUCUAGCAGCAACAAUGGCAAACGUGCAUCUGCCUGUGGCCAGCAGACAGCUGCAUCCCGCUACCUGCCUCGGGAGGUGCCACCACGCUUUCGCCAGCAAGAACAGAAGCAGCUGUUAAAGAGAGGCCAGCCAUUGCCUACAGGGACUCUGACCAGUGUGAGCCCAGCACAGGCUGCUGGACCUUCAGGAGCAAGCCCUCCUCCCCUCCCUGGAGCUGGAACACAGCUACAUCCCAGCAAACUCCAACCAGAUCUUGGUCAUAGUGGAUUGGCAGAGCAUUAUGAAAGUUCCCACUGGGGACAGCAGCCCACGUACAGAAGUGAAGCCAACUGCAGCUGGGAUAAAGUGACAAUAGACAGGACUGACCAGGAGGUGUGGCCGUCCAUCCCAGUAACAGAGACUGAAUCUGCCUCAGAAUGUCCUACAGACACUGACUCUGCCUCCAACUGUGGCUCGGAGAACAGUAGCAUGGCUACAGGGAGCGCCCAGGGCAGCUUCACAGGACAUCCCAAGAAGACAAAUGGCAAUAAUGGCACCAAUGGUGCACUCGUCCAAAGCCCUUCUAAUCAGAGUGCCCUUGGGGCAGGUGGAACCAACGGGAAUGGAGGUGUGGCCAGAGUGUGGGGUGUAGCCACAGGCUCCAGCUCUGGCCUGACUCACUGCUCUGUUGGUGGUGGAGAUGGGAAAAUGGACAACAUGAUUGGAGAUGGGAGAAGUCAAAAUUGUUGGGGUGUUUCCAACUCCAAUGCGGGCAUUAAUCUCAACCUUAAUCCUAAUGCCAACCCAGCUGCCUGGCCUGUACUUGGGCAUGAAGGAACUGUGGCAACAGGCAACCCUUCCAGUAUUUGCAGUCCAGUCAGUGCCAUAGGUCAGAAUAUGGGCAGCCAAAAUGGGAACCCAGUGGGCACCCUAGGUGCCUGGGGAAACUUGCUGCCCCAAGAGAGCACAGAACCACAGACGUCCACUUCUCAGAAUGUGUCUUUCAGCGUACAACCUCAGAACCUUAACACUGAUGGACCAAAUAACACUAACCCCAUGAACUCUUCACCAAACCCUAUCAAUGCAAUGCAGACAAACGGACUGCCAAACUGGGGCAUGGCUGUUGGUCUGGGGGCCAUCAUUCCGCCCCAUUUGCAAGGCCUUCCUGGUGCUAACGGAUCAUCAGUCUCUCAAGGCAGUGGAAGUGGUGGGGAAGGAAUGGGCAGUUCUGUGUGGGGACUGUCCCCUGGUAACCCUGCCACAGGAAAUAACAGUUCUGGGUUCAAUCAGGGGAAUGGAGACACUGUGAACUCAGCAUUAAGUGCUAAACAGAAUGGAUCCAGCAGUGCUGUGCAAAAGGAAGGGAAUGGGGGGAAUGCCUGGGACUCGGGACCUCCUACAGGUCCUGGCAUCCUUGCCUGGGGAAGGAGCAGUGGCAACAAUGGCAUUGGUAAUAUCCAUUCAGGAGCUUGGGGCCACCCCAGCCGAAGCUCUUCUAAUGGUGUGAAUGGGGAGUGGGGGAAACCCCUAAACCAGCAUUCCAGUAGUGACAUCAACGGGAAAGGAUCAACAGGGUGGGACAGUCCCAGUGCUGCCAGCCAGACACCUGCCUUGCAGCCUGGCAGUGAACACAUGAGCUCAUGGGCCAAAGCCACAUCUUCUGGAACUACAGCAAGUGAAGGAAGUAGCGAUGGGUCUGGCAGUCACAAUGAAGGAAGCACUGGGAGGGAAGGAAUGGGAGAGGGGAGGAGGCGAGAAAAGGGGGUUCUAGACCAAGGGCACAUCCAGUUGCCAAGGAACGAUCUUGACCCAAGAGUUCUGUCUAAUACUGGAUGGGGACAGACUCCUGUAAAGCAAAACACUGCCUGGGAAUUUGAAGAGUCCCCUAGGUCUGAAAGGAAAAAUGACAAUGGGACAGAGGCCUGGGGUAAUGCAGCUACUCAGCCUUCAAACUCAGGGGGGAAGAGUGAUGGGUCCAUCAUGAACAGUACAAAUACCUCUUCAGUAUCGGGGUGGGUCAGCUCACCACCUGCCGCCGUGCCAGCAAACACGAGCUGGGGAGACAGCAACAACAAAGCGCCAAGUGGCCCAGGAGUUUGGGGGGACUCGAUAAGCUCUACUGCUAUUAACAAUGCUGCUGCCACCAAGAGUGGCCAUGCUUGGAGUGGGACCGUAAACCAAGAGGACAAAUCACCCUCCUGGGGUGAGCCUCAGAAACCCAAAUCCCAAAACUGGGGAGAUGGACAAAGAGCAAACCCAGCCUGGAGUGCAGGAGCAGGAGACUGGGCAGACUCAUCAUCUGUUCUUGGACAUCUAGGGGAUGGGAAGAAAAAUGGAUCUGGAUGGGAUGCUGAUGGUAAUAGGUCAGGAUCUGGUUGGAAUGAUGCCACGAGAUCUGGGACCAGUGGCUGGGGCAGUGGCACAAAUGCUAAGAUGAAUCCUGGUACAAAUUGGGGGGAGUCUCUCAAGCCUGGUCCCCAGCAGAACUGGGCUCACAAGCCCCAAGACAACAAUGUGAGUAACUGGGGAGGAGCUGCUUCUGUUAAGCAGACAGGGACAGGGUGGAUUGGGGGUCCACUGCCAGUCAAGCAGAAGGACAGCUGUGAGGCAACUGGCUGGGAGGAGCCUUCCCCACCAUCCAUCCGACGCAAAAUGGAAAUUGAUGAUGGUACCUCAGCUUGGGGGGACCCAAGCACCUACAACAAUAAAACUGUAAACAUGUGGGACAGAAACAAUCCAGUCAUCCAGAGCAGUACCACAACCCCUGUCACCCCCACGACCCCAACCUCGAGCAGCACCACACACCAAACCGAGACGCCGCCUUCACACCAGGCUGGCACUCAGCUGAAUCGGUCACCACUGCUCGGGCCAGUUUCAUCUGGCUGGGGAGAAAUGCCCAGUGUGCACUCCAAGGCUGAGAACUCAUGGGGAGAGCCAUCCUCCCCAUCUCCCCUGGUUGACAAUGGCACAGCAGCAUGGGGGAAGCCUCCCAGCAGUGGCAGUGGAUGGGAUCACCCUGCUGAGCCAGUGGUGCCAUUUGGAAGAGCCAGCGCUCCUGCUGCUGCCCCAGCCCUGUGCAAACCAGCUUCCAAAUCUAUGCAAGAAGGCUGGGGCAGUGGUGGGGACGAAAUGAACCUGGGCACCAGCCAGUGGGAGGAUGAGGAUGGGGACAUGUGGAAUAAUGCUGCCUCUCAAGAAAGCAGCUCAUCCUGCAGCUCCUGGGGCAAUGCCUCAAAAAAAGGACUUCAGAAGGGCAUGAAGACACCUGGCAAGCAGGAUGAGGCCUGGAUCAUGAGCCGGCUGAUCAAACAACUGACAGACAUGGGCUUCCCGAGAGAGCCAGCUGAAGAGGCCUUGAAGAGCAACAGUAUGAACCUUGACCAGGCCAUGACGUUGCUCUCUAUAUGUUGUACCCCAGGCGCUCUGCUGGAAAAGAAGGUGGAUAUGGACAAACGUGCACUGGGAAUGACCGACUACAAUGGAAUGGUCACCAAACCCCUCGGCUGCCGCCCACCAAUCUCCAAAGAGUCUUCCAUGGACCGCCCCACCUUCCUUGACAAGGAUGGCGGCCUCGUGGAAGAGCCCACGACUUCACCGUUUUUGCCUUCCCCAAGCCUGAAGCUCCCCCUUUCCAACAGUGCACUCCCCAGUCAGGCCCUGGGUGGGAUUGCCUCAGGGCUGGGCAUGCAAAACUUGAACUCUUCUAGACAGAUCCCAAGUGGCAAUCUGGGUGUGUUUGGCAAUAGCGGAGCAGCACAAGCCAGGACCAUGCAGCAGCCGCCAGUGCAGCCUCUUAAUUCCUCCCAGCCCAGCCUCCGUGCUCAAGUGCCUCAGUUUCUAUCCCCUCAGGUUCAAGCACAGCUUUUGCAGUUUGCAGCAAAAAACAUUGGUCUCAGCCCUGCACUAUUAACCUCGCCAAUUAACCCUCAGCAUAUGACGAUGUUGAACCAGCUCUAUCAGCUGCAGCUGGCAUACCAACGUUUACAAAUCCAGCAGCAGAUGUUACAGGCCCAGCGGAAUGUUUCCGGACCCAUGAGACAGCAGGAGCAGCAAGUUGCGCGCACAAUCACUAAUCUGCAGCAGCAGAUCCAGCAGCACCAGCGCCAGCUGGCCCAGGCCCUGCUUGUAAAGCAGCCUCCACCACCACCACCCCCGCCACACCUGUCUCUGCACCCUUCUGCAGGCAAAUCGGCCAUGGAUAGCUUCCCCCCUCACCCCCAGACUCCCGGCCUUCCCGACCUGCAGACCAAAGAGCAGCAGUCUUCACCCAACACCUUUGCUCCUUAUCCUCUUGCUGGAUUGAACCCAAACAUGAAUGUCAACAGUAUAGACAUGAGCAGUGGUUUGUCUGUAAAGGACUCAUCUCAGUCCCAGUCACGCCUCCCUCAGUGGACACAUCCCAACUCCAUGGGUAACUUGUCUAGUGCUGCUUCUCCCCUGGACCAGAACCCUAGCAAGCAUGGUAUGUAUGUCCUGGGUGCUAUCCCUGGAGGUCUAAGCAUUGGGCCUCCAGGUAAGUCCUCCAUUGAUGACUCCUAUGGCCGGUACGAUUUAAUCCAGAACAGUGAGUCACCAGCCAGUCCUCCAGUAGCUGUUCCCCAUAGCUGGUCACGUGCCAAAUCUGACAGUGAUAAAAUCUCAAACGGCUCCAGCAUCAGCUGGCCCCCAGAAUUUCAUCCCGGAGUUCCUUGGAAAGGACUUCAGAAUAUUGAUCCUGAGAAUGACCCUGAUGUCACUCCUGGCAGUGUCCCUACUGGACCCACCAUCAACACCACCAUCCAGGAUGUGAAUCGCUACCUCCUCAAGAGUGGAGGUAAACUGUCAGACAUUAAAUCAACGUGGUCCUCGGGCCCAGCCUCUCACACACAAGCCUCACUGUCUCAUGAGUUGUGGAAGGUACCCAGAAACACUACUGCACCCACCAGGCCACCUCCAGGCUUAGCCAAUCCCAAGCCUUCCUCUACGUGGGGCACCAGCCCCCUAGGCUGGACCAGCUCCUACUCCUCGGGUUCUGCUUGGAGUACUGACACCUCAGGAAGAACAAGCAGCUGGCUCGUUCUGCGCAACCUCACACCCCAGAUUGACGGUUCUACUCUGCGGACGCUGUGUUUACAGCAUGGGCCUCUCAUCACAUUCCACCUGAAUCUGACCCAAGGCAAUGCUGUGGUCCGUUACAGCUCCAAAGAAGAAGCCGCCAAGGCCCAAAAGUCUCUGCACAUGUGUGUACUGGGAAACACCACCAUCUUGGCUGAGUUUGCUGGUGAAGAUGAAGUGAACCGGUUCCUGGCCCAAGGCCAAGCCCUCCCACCCACCUCCAGCUGGCAGUCCAGCAGCGGGGGCAGCCAGCCCAGGCUGGGCUCCUCGGGCAGCACCCAUGGCCUAGUGCGCAGCGACACUGCCCACUGGAACACCCCGUGCCUGAGCGGCAAAGGCAGCAGUGAGCUGCUGUGGGGUGGGGUGCCCCAGUACUCCAGCAGUCUCUGGGGCCCUCCCAGUGCUGAUGAUGCCAGGGUGAUCGGCAGCCCCACGCCCCUCAACACUCUGCUGCCUGGGGACCUGCUCAGCGGCGAGUCCAUCUAGGGGUCCCCUUCAUGGGGAGGAGAGAGCUGACCAUGCCAGGUGCAGCUCUGAGGCUCCAGCUGAUGGAUAAGCUGCCCCUUCAAGUACCUCUGUCCAGUUCUGAAGAUGAACCUUGGCCUCAGCCCUUGCGAACUGUUGAAGACAGUGCGGGCUGCGUUUGGUCAGUGUCACGUGCUAACGACAGGAUGUUCCUCAUAGCUUUUUAUUUUAUGUCGUCUUAUGUUUGUACGGUGUGUUGUCAUUUUGCGUUUUAAGUAUAAAAGCUGCUUAGAAUAGUUCUAUCAUGAAGGGCACUUUUCAGACUGUGGGCUGGAAAGGGUUAUUUUAUGGCGGGGUGGGGGAGACUUGAAGCCUAUUUAAAGUGAGCCUGUGACGAUUAUGCACAUUACCAGAGGCGGCAGGCGGGCAGGCAGCUGCGUUGUGCAGGCACAGAGCUGAGGCGUGGCUAAUGCUCUGUCCCCCUGGAUCCGCCUAUGCACAUUUACCCUUGUUUCAUUACUUUUUCAUGUCAUUUUUUUUAUCCCAAAAAAUUAUUUUUAAAAAGUUAAAAAAAAAAGACAUAUCAGACAUGCAAAUACUUGAACCCAGCAGGCCAAUACCGAAAUGUGAACACUUCCACGUUGACAUCUGUGCACAGAAACAGGCUCUAGGAAAUGUCCACGUCAUAGCCUACAUGUGCGUGUGUGCGUGUGGAACAGUGUGUGUGCGUGUGCGUGCUUGCACGGUGAGCGUUUAUUGUAUGAGUGUUUGAGAGUGUGUGAGGGAUUUAACUGUGGGUUUCCCUUUUAUUCAGUAUAUGCUUUUCCCUGCAUUGGUCAAAUGUUCUCGUUGUUCGCUUCUGACUUUGCACUGAGGUGUCCCUGCCCUUCCUUUAGCUAAUCCUAAACAGUAAAGAGAAUUCGCAGGACGGGGCUGGUGACAAUUCAUGUGUAAAUGUUUACUCAAGGACUCUGUUAUUGCAUUUAAAGUUACAGUGUAUAUCUCUGGAGAAUAAUAUGUCUAUCUACCUUUAGCAGCUUUUCAUUGUGGACUAAUGCAAGAAGAUUAUCACCAGAGUAUUGCACCAUUUCCCAUCUGGAAUAUAAAGUUAAAGAGAAAAACAAAACUGUUGUUGAACUGUGGCCAUAGAUACUUGUAGAGAAUGGGUGUCCCGCAAGGAGCGGGAACAAGCACUUGGACAUGGGUUGUGACUGCUUUUGGAGGAGCUGCGCUUUGGGCUCCCACCUGUUUACAGACCUUUUUUCUCCUUCAGACUUUAAAAUAAAAUUUAAAAAAAAAAUUAAAAAAUUUAAAAGGAAUAAAAAAAGACUUCCAUCUUUAAAAAAGGAAAAAAAAAAACAAGCAAACAAACAAAAAACCUAUUUUCAGAAUGCAGAUGUGUUACUUCAGAGCUCUGGGAUGGGGCGUGCUGUUCCCUCCAGCCAUCAUGGACUCUGUCAAUUUUCUUCACCCUUCCUCAAGGUGAUGAGGCAUUGUGGUCUCUGUCUUGCACAUGCCGGCUAGCUCUCAGGAAAGCCAGGGCUCCCGGGGGCAGCUCCACACCAUUUCAUGUAUUUUUAAACCCAACUCCUAGCACUGAAGAUGUUAUUUAAAAAAAAAGAAGAAAAGAAAAAAAAAGAAAAAGGAAAAGCAGAAAAAAAAACACACAAAGAAGAAAAAUACCUAAUCUCUAAUGUGUAGCAGUUACAUAUUUACCAAAUAAUGGACUCAAAAGAAAUAGAUGUUUGAAGAGUGCUUUAUAUAUUAAAAAUUGCUUUAUGUUUUAAAGAUGAUCAAUGUUUUGAUUGUUUUGCAAGGAAGAAAGACAAUGAAAUAACACACCCUCAAGUAUGUUUUAAAAAAAAUAUAUGAACAUUGUACUCCCUGCCUAUGUGGUAAGGAAACUUGUGCAUUACAUUUUUUAAUUAGCUUUUUAAUGGUUUUAUCAAAACAAGGAAGAAAGCAAGUCCUGCAGGACCGCAGAGAAACGCUGGUUCUCUAGAGGAUCGUGAGCUAUGCACAACUGGGUUCAUCAUGUACCCCCGGAACGGCCUCCUCAGAGUGACUGCAUCUCAUCGCCAUCACGUGCGUCCUAUUUGAUGUAUGUAGAUCAAAUACGUACGUGUGUGUGCGUGUGCUCCCAGACCUACAGCUUGCCAUGCUGCCAUUUAGCACUGAGUUAUCAAAAAUCUAAUGUUUUAAAACUGGGGAUGAAGUAAAGGAUGGUUUCAAUUUUUGUGGCCCCCCCCUUUUUCUUUUUUUUUUUUUUUUAAUCUUUUGAAUUUAAAAUGUCUCUAACUCUUAAGAUUAAAAGAAAAAGCAUUUGUGGCGCUUAGUGCCCCUCCUCAUGGAAUGUGGUGGUUGGAUGCACACCAGAGGUUGCUUUCAAAAAUACAGCGCUUUGUUGAGUCUUAAUAAACUGCGGUUUUUCUUGGCUAUUCACUCUUGCUGGGUCAUUAUCUAUCUGUUAAGAGGCAGGGACUUCCUUUUUCACUUCCUGCUGAGUUUGCAUUCGUUCCUGACUAAACUCAGUCUUGGCUGUUUGACUUGAAGCAUUGCUUUGGUUUUGCUAAGAAUAUGUGGAGUCUGUCAGUAGCCACUGAGAGACAUAACAGCUUCCAAGUCCCCCUGGCCUGACUGAAUUGGAUGCACUUGAAGACGAGUAUAACCCAGGCAAGCAGCGGGUAGAGCCAGGGCUGCAGGUUCUCCCAGAACCGCCACCCAUACUCAUUGUCACAUGUCCAGUACAGGCAUUAAAAAAGAAACCAGAGCGGCUGGGAUGUAGCUCACGGGCAGGGCUUUUGUGUGUAGGCACAGGGUACUGGGCCUCAUCCCCAACACUAUCUGGAAAAAUCACGGUGGUAUGUAUCUGUAGUCUCAGCACCCAGGAGGCUGAGGAGUAGCACUGCCUGAAUCCAUAGGCCAUGCAACAAGUCCCCAACUCAGAAAAAAAAGGGGGGUGAUUAACAUGCUUUCUAAGUGUUUUAUUGAUCUCUUCCCCUAAAACCUAUUGGCUAAAAUGCACAAAACAGUGGCAUUGUCACCCUAGGGCUCAUGGGUGGCACUCGGUCAGCUCUCACGCACUAAUGUCGACCCACCAUGUGCUGAGGAGGAGAGCUGGUAGCUCUGCUGAGGAAAUCACCCAAGGGGCCCUGGCCUCAUGGGACUCCAAAGACCAGAGGAAGAGUGAGACUUGGGAUGUCAAGCCACCCUUGGCCUUGCAGCAACCUCCAGCUCAGCUGACCAGAGCUUCAGCAGAGGAGCAGACCGUGACUAGCCUUGGAGCUGCUAUGGCACAGGCGUUUGUCUCCUGUAGGUAAAGAAGCAGUGGCUUAGAGGAGCCUCCUGCGUCAGUCAGAUGCUGUUCUCAGCCUUACAGUGCCUUCAAGACAGCCAGGGAGUAAACAGUAGGUUUUUGUGGAGGUGGCACCCGCCCCGGCCAUCGAAGCUACAUUGGAUUUUGAUGAGGACCAGAAUGAGAACCAGUGGACAAAACCUCAUGGGAUUGGAUUGGAUGACGUAGGCCUAAUGUCAGAUCCAGUAAGCAGUAGGUUUGGAGCUGCCCUAGCACACACUGUUCUGACGAGACUGGCACAGUGGUGACAGCAGAAGGCAGGAUGCCCAGCCAAGGGGGGGGGGGGACCAGACCGAAGAGAAUGCCUGUGGAGGUGGGCAAGCCCGACUGGGACCCAAGCCAUGGUGGGAGCUACUGCGGGGCCUGCGUUGAAUGAAGCAGACAGACAUUGGCAGCAAGGGUUACCCCAAGAAGCUUCUGUGCAGCCAGGGUGACGAGUGCCCUUGUGAGCCAAUGCUUCUCAGAGUCACUGCUGAUAAAGGCGUCCUCACAAGCUCAUCUGCUGCCAACUCCAUCCAUCCUUCCUUCAACUUAACGUGUCCGCCUAUGACAGAUGAUGCUAGAUUGUACCAGGAAAUCUUCAGAAUCACAGUGCUUGGUCUGAGUACUCCUUACGGACCUCAGGGAGAGCAGAGACCCAGGUGGUUUCAAAGCCUGUGUGCUCCCCUGUGCAGCCAAGGUCAAGAAGCAGCAGUGACAGGAACACACACCUGCAAUGCCAGCGUUAGGGAGUGCAGACGAGAGGAUCAAGACUGCAGUUAUCCUUGGCUAGCAUGGGCUACAUGAGACCCCACACUAGUGCUCUGUAUCCACUGUGAAAUGCUACCACCUGCUAAACAGAAGUUUACAGUUUCCAA